This is a messenger RNA of Amoebophrya sp. A25, 1359 nucleotides long. The record is from the annotation of a GenBank genome assembly. Lineage: Eukaryota; Dinophyceae; Syndiniales; Amoebophryaceae.
CGCACUACAAAAAAAAAAAAAAGCGAGAUAAAUUGUAUUGUAUUGCAUUGUAGUCGGAUCGGAAUGGCGUCUGCUUUCUCAAGUGCUGCGCUUGCCGGUUGGCGGCAGCGCAUCGAGUUCUCUCUGCGAGAGGCGAAGAAAGUUCGCGGUGGUGCAUUUGUGCAAUUUGCUACAGUAGAUUCCGAUGGCAGGCCUCGAUGUCGUACGGUGGUGUUUCGAGGUUUCGAAAACGUACCAGCGAAUGCAUCUGGCGCAAUGCUGCUUCCUCCUCACAGCAACGCGUCAGGAGUCGCGACGGCGGUGAGUUCAUCGCAACCCGGCUCAGACCCAGACGUUGGUUCCGCCGAACCCAGCAUGGUGGAGGUUUUGAAGAUUGUAACGGACCGCCGGUCCGAGAAAGUGGGUCACUUGUUAAACAGUCGCUUUGCCGAGUUGUUGUGGUGGUUUCCACAGACGAAUGAACAGUAUCGCAUUUCGGGAGUCUGCACACUCUCAGGGGGCGGGUGCCCGCAUCUUGGUGACAUAGUGCUGAAUAACUGGCGUAGCCUGUCCGAUGCGACACGGGAACAAUUUUUCUGGUCAUCUCCAGGACAACCGUAUGCUAGUGCCCCGUAUAGCAAAGCUCGAAAAUACGACUUCAACAAGCAUUAAGGGGGUACCUUUUACUCAGUAUGUUGGUGUCCGGAGUAAAAGCCAUGAGAAACCCGCUUAUAUUACACAUAAGGUCAAUUUUCGAAUGGGUUUCCCAGGCGUUCACUCGGGUCACACCAUGAUCAUGAGAAGCUUACUAUCUCUAAGAUAAGCCGAAGAUUUCUGAGGAGGCCGCACCAGGAAACCACGUUGAGAAACCAACCGCAGAGACGGCAACACCUAGUGCUCCCGCUCAGCAACAAAAAACUGAAGAAGCUACACCAAAAUGCGAAGUAGAAGUAGUUGACGCACCAGCCGCGAAAGAACUAGCAGUUCCAAAGGGCGGUCGUGAUCCCGAAACGGGCAAAGUUUUACCGCCAAGCGACAAUUUUCUGCUUCUGUGUCUCUGGCCGCAGGAGGUCAAAUACCUACGGCUAGGCGAUAAUUUCGCAACCUAUGAGAAGACUACUGAUGCUCAGGGCCUGCAAUGGGCUCCGCCACUACGCGUGAAUCCCUAGGAACCUAUCUAUUCUAAAUGUUCUGAUUAUAGUUGAGAAUCAGAAUGAAUUUUUUCAAUAAUAACGCAGAUGAUGAAAUGAAUAAGCAUCGAAGCUUGUAGCUCGCUACUGGACUGGUCGUCAAGGAUAGAAGUUGCUGACUACUUCUACAUUGGUCAAUGCCCUACCUUAUUCAACGUCGCAAAAAGAGCGAGUAAAAAGAAGUCCUUCC